CCCCCUCCUCGCUCUUCCUUGAACCGGCAACUCCCCCGUCAGUAUGUUCUCCCGGAGCCGCCGUUUCCUGGCCGGUUUCGUUGUAGGAGCUACAGCCAGCGGAGCCUCGUGUCUGGCCGCCCUGCAACUGUACGGCCGGAGGGAACCGGUACCUGAAACGGCACCCAGGACUUCCUUGGAGGAGUUUGGAUUUCCACUGAGUGGCGCAGAGACCCGACAGUAUAUUAACCAUGCCUUAUCUUACGACCAAGCAAAGAAAACUCCUAGAUGGGUCAUUGAGCAUCUUUCAAAAGAAAAAAUGCUUGGUAAAGCUGACCGGAAACACUGUAAGUUCAAGCCGGAUCCGAACAUCCCCCAAAUCUUUAAUGCCUCCAAUGAAGACUAUCUGAAGAGCGGGUGGUCCAGAGGUCACAUGGCGCCAGCAGGAGACAAUAAGUUUUCAACUGAAGCCAUGGCAGAAACAUUCUACCUCUCCAAUAUUGUUCCCCAAAAUUACGAAAAUAAUGCUGGCUUCUGGAACAGACUUGAAAUGUAUUGUCGGGACUUGACAAACCGGUUCGAUGAUGUAUGGAUCGUCUCCGGACCUCUGGUAUUGCCUCAAACGAACGAGGACGGGAAAAAAAGAGUCACUUAUCAGGUGAUUGGAAUGAAUGAUGUCUCGGUUCCUUCUCAUCUCUACAAAGUCAUCCUGGCCAAGAGGAAGUCACCUGCAGAGACACUUGCAGUCGGAGCCUUUGUGAUACCCAAUGUCCACAUUGGAUUUGACCACCAAUUACCCGAGUAUCAAGUUGGGCUCGAAGAGUUGGAGAAAACGUCUGGCUUAGUUUUCUUCCCCGAAGUAAAAAGUGCGGAAGGUUUGAAAAACCUGUGCGAGGAAGAUUCAUGCAGACUCAUCCAGCUGGACGAGUUUAAGCUGUACAUUGCAGGGAGGAGAAUGAAGAAUGCUCGGAACAUGGAGAAAGUUGAGAAAAUCAUGUCUGAGUUAAAGGAGGCUGCGAUCCAGCCUGACCAAUAUCUCUCCAGCUUGUAUGAGGAGAAAAAGAGAGAAUUGGAAUCCGCAGGAGCAUCCGAUCAGCGGGAAAGAAGAAAAGGAUAAGGGAGUUAUAUUUUGGCUUUUAAAGGGCAGCUUUUUAUACACGUAUCAAAAACAUUUAAAUAAAAA
Molecule: messenger RNA, 1162 nt
Organism: Pelobates fuscus (common spadefoot toad)
Lineage: Eukaryota; Metazoa; Chordata; Amphibia; Anura; Pelobatidae
Gene: EXOG
Product: exo/endonuclease G
Exons: 6
Coding region: 44-1096 (350 amino acids)
Biological process (GO): apoptotic DNA fragmentation
Cellular component (GO): nucleus; mitochondrial inner membrane
Molecular function (GO): RNA endonuclease activity; nucleic acid binding; metal ion binding
Source: RefSeq, a predicted model, not a curated record